Messenger RNA from Saxophila tyrrhenica, 1470 nucleotides. RefSeq lists its product as uncharacterized. The transcript is spliced from 2 exons. Gene Ontology annotation, molecular function: ubiquitin-protein transferase activity. The record is from RefSeq and is a predicted model, not a curated record. The coding region runs from base 1 to 1470 and encodes 489 amino acids. Lineage: Eukaryota; Fungi; Ascomycota; Dothideomycetes; Mycosphaerellales; Extremaceae. Gene Ontology annotation, cellular component: SUMO-targeted ubiquitin ligase complex.
AUGUCUGCUUCCGUCGAAGACCACACACGCCCCCUCAAUUCACUCUUCGAAGACUUCGACGACCACUAUGCAAACGAAGAACACGCGGCGAGAAGACGGCGGGUGGGAAGAGCAUCUCGAAGACCGACACCAGGCGAGGGGCGCUAUGCGGGUGACGGGUAUGAUUUCAGGCGGCCAGUCAUGUCGGAGAGGGGCAUGGAUGAGAGGCGGGAGGCGGCAGUGAAUAGCAGCGGACCCGCUGCGGUCAUCGAUUUGACGGACGACGACAACACACAAGAUCCACAAAGAAGUGAAGCGGCCGCUCCCGCACCUGCCGUCACUGCAGGCUCUUCUUCACGCGCAAAUGGGUGGCCCAGGUUCGAUCGCAACGUCAUCAACUACAUCGACGAACCGGACCACGAAACCUCAGAGCUACCAGGUGCCAACUACCUUGCGCUUCCGGGUCAAGCAGCAGUAUAUUCCAGGCGACCGCAGUUCUCGGGGCUCAGAAGACCAGCACGCCCGCCGUCACCGCCCACAGACAUGGAUGAUGUGGAGUUUGUGGAAGAGCGUACGACUUCUCGGCCAAGGAGUGUAGCGAGUCGACAACCCACACCUUUUGCAGGUUUCGGCCGUGGUCCACGCAGUAUCACUCCCUACCCUACCGGCACCUCAGGCAACUCAGACCAGCCCAUCGAUCUCACGGAGGACAACGACGAUGAUGUGGUGCUGUUGAACGCGCGGCAAAGAGAUGGCGUGGGCGCGAACAACGCACAUCCUGUGGCACCUGGUCGCGACUUCGGUCACUUCGGCAACAUUGCGAAUUUGCUGCGAGAAGGAGGGGCGCAUGCGGGCUCGAGGCUCAUCCAGCGACUGCACGGCUUCAUGGAUUUCGGCGACCGAAUGGCGGGGGAGCAGGCAGAGGCGCAGUUCGUACACAACCAUGCUCCCAGACGCGAAGCGCCACCUCAACCUCGCGCGCACCGUGCUCAGCACCGCACAGUCAACGGAAACGCGCCAGUGGGUAACGCCGGGGCAUUCAUGGCGGGAGCGUUCCAGAUGCAGUUGGGUGGUAUGAUGGACUACAACAUGACCGGCUUCGACAUGGGGAUCCAGGGUGGCAAUCGACCGCCGACGCCAAAGUACAGUCCGCCACCUGCAGCAGAGUCAGGCUUCACGCGCUCGCCUGGUGAGGAGGAUGUGGUGGUGUGUCCGAACUGUGGGGACGAGCUUGCGGUGGCAGCGCCGUCGCGUUCGAAGGAGGAGAGGGAGGUCAAGCAGGAGAUUUGGGUGAUUAAGAGUUGUGGACAUGCCUACUGCGGCGAGUGUGCUCGUAUCAGCGGGAAAUCGGCAGCAAGCAAGAAGGGCAAAGGAAAGGCCCCCGCCACGAAUCUGGGCUUCGAAGCCAAAGCACAGCCUUUCAGAAACUGCGUGGUCGAUGGAUGUAGUAAGCCGGCAGUGAAGGCCUCGUGGGUUAAGGUCUAUGAGUAG